AUGGCUGUCUUCAAAUACGGAGACAUAGCCGGAUUGGCCAUUUACAUCCUGUGGUGGGUAAACACGGGCACGGACAUAAUCACCUGUAUGGUGAGUCCAUUCAUGUGCCACAAGAUGCAGCAGUCGGGCACACAGGCCUACAUGCUAAUGCCAUUUCUUGUGGUAUUGACCUCUAACGCAGGCAGCGGGGUUAUCUGUCAGCCUGCGCGUAUCGGUCCCCUACUCCAGGUCUCUGCCAUCAUCAUCUCCCACCUCAAAAUCGGGGCCGGCCUUAACCUCGUUAAUUCGUUCAUAGCGGACAUGGUGUACCACGAUAUGAUUAUGUACGGCCCUUACGGACAGGCUUCGGUCGCGCUCCAGGCUUUGGGCGAGGCGGUUAUGGCCGGUAGCUUUGCGGGGUAUGAUCGCGGUCAGCUUCUGACUGCGAAAGCGGCUGGUCCCUUUGCUUUCAUCGGCCAUUUUAUCGGUCUUCUUGUCUGUGUUUUCCACUGCCCUUUUGUUGAUGCUCGUACUCGUAUGGGUCAUCAUACAACUCCUGACCAUGAAGGGCAUCGUGACAGGGCGAGUCUCGGGGCUGGAUCACGGAUGGAGAAAACGAUAUGA
Messenger RNA from Penicillium verrucosum, 603 nucleotides. RefSeq names its product putative malic acid transport protein. NCBI's taxonomy places the organism in Eukaryota, Fungi, Ascomycota, Eurotiomycetes, Eurotiales, Aspergillaceae. The transcript is spliced from 2 exons. The record is from RefSeq and is a predicted model, not a curated record. The coding region runs from base 1 to 603 and encodes 200 amino acids.